Capronia coronata CBS 617.96 is the source of this 1959-nucleotide messenger RNA. RefSeq lists its product as uncharacterized. The record is from RefSeq and is a predicted model, not a curated record. Gene Ontology annotation, cellular component: U2-type post-mRNA release spliceosomal complex. NCBI's taxonomy places the organism in Eukaryota, Fungi, Ascomycota, Eurotiomycetes, Chaetothyriales, Herpotrichiellaceae. Gene Ontology annotation, molecular function: nucleic acid binding. The transcript has a single exon. The coding region runs from base 1 to 1959 and encodes 652 amino acids. Gene Ontology annotation, biological process: spliceosomal complex disassembly.
AUGAGCGAUUCUUCCGAGGACGACGAGCCUUUCAACCUCCGCGAUUACGACGACGAUGACACCGACGACGAGAGACCCAACAAGCGGAGGAAAACAAUGAAAACGUUGCGCAGUCGUGGUCUGGGGUUCGUGAAGUCGACUGGCCAAGACGAUGAUCAAGAGGAGGAAGAGGAUGAGGAUGAAGACGUCGACGAUGAGAGGCCGUCCAUGGGCCUGGGCUCCGGGAUGGGCGGCUUCCGCAGUUCUUUCAACAUCGGUGAAUAUGAUGAGGAACCAGAACCUGCCGCUGCGACGCCCAGCAUGUCUCCUUUACGGCAGCCAGAAAAGACGGCCGGCACAGGCCCAUCGGCCUUUGGGACAGGCGGCAGGAUACAGAAGAACUCUUUUGCGGCCCGGAUGAUGGCCAAACAUGGAUACGUCGAGGGUCAAGGUCUGGGUAAGGCAGGACAGGGUAUAACGGCGCCCAUUCAAGCCAAGGUGCUUCAGAGUCGCGCUGGUUUGGGUCAGGGCAGCGGUACACCGGAGCCUCCACGCAAGAAGACCGAGUCAGGACGAGAUAAAGCGUCGUCGAAAGGGUCUACACCUGGACUCAGCACACCGAGAAUCAAAGCACGCCCGAAGGCCAAAUAUGCAGUCACGGCAAUCGAGUCCAGAGGCCUUCACGUCCCCGAGGCCAUGAAGCAGAUCAUCGUCGAUGCCACAGGCUCCGAGACCAAGACUCUAACCUCUCUAUCCGGCUUUUCAACUCCAACCCGGCAAGCCUCGCCUGACCCCAAUCUGGAAGUGGCCAAGGCAACUGCUCGCAUCAAACUACAACUGCAGGCCUUUGCCGACGCCUGGGAUGCGACUAAAGAGCAAGAAACCCAUCUGGAGCUGGAGGAUACCCAACUCGGUGCCGCGCUGGCGCUGCACGAAGAAGAAAUCCAGCGCUACAACGACAUAAUAUCGGCAUUUGAAAGAGUCAAUGUUGAUGAUUCCAACGAGUCGCGCGAUUGGGAGACGUCCAUCGCUCGCCUACAAGACAUCCAAGCACGUUUCACAAAUUAUAUCUCCGAGCUGGAUUUACCAGAGCUGGCAGCAUCAUGUCUGGAAACGCCGUUCCGUCGGGAAAUGGCUGACUGGGAGCCUCUGUCCGAGCCCACAAUCCUGGUCGUGUCGUUACAAAGCAUCGAUCAACUCCUCGAGCUCGAAAAAUCCAUCACAUCAAGAUACCGCAAGCGCACAACGCCCUUCGAAUCGCUACUCCUGUUGCAUUGGUACCCCCGGGUUCGCAGCGCAUUGGGGAGAGACUGGGAUGUCUACGAUCCCGAUCCAGCAUACAAACUCAUCACCGCAUGGUCACCAAUCCUGCCAGCCUGGCUCGUGUACAAGGUCAUCCACGAGACCAUCCUCCCCAAACUAAUCGAAGCUGUCAAGCGCUUCCCAAAGACCGUAGAGUCCAGCAGCCUCGAGGCCAGCCGAAGCGGCGGCAUUGGCGGACGCAAAUCAAAACGAUCCGCCCCAGACCUUCACACCUGGCUAUUCGACUGGUGGACAUUGCUAUCGUCCGACGAUCUGGACCUGGAACGGUUCGCAGAGUUGAAGUCGCUGGUGAAGAUGAAAGUCGACAGCGACAGUUGGCCGACCUGGAAGCCACUUCUCGGAUCACGCCGGCCGAAACCACUGGCUUCCAAACCCAGGGACGUCCCUGCAACUGGUGCGCCUGCUUCGGCUGCUGCGGACUUGGAAGAGAUUACGUUCAAGACGCUGGUAGAGGACUGGGCCAGCGAGAACAAUCUGCUGCUGCAUUCCUCGCACAAAUCUGAUGCGUUCGGACGGCUGUUGUACCGGUUGCAAGAUGCCGAAGGGCGCAGCAGAGGCGUACUCGUCUACCUGCAGGACGAUGUGGUCUUUAGCGAGGACGGCGAGCCUUUUGCCUUGGAUGACCGGCUGGUUAAGCGGGCAUUGGGACGGCCAUGA